Blastocystis hominis is the source of this 723-nucleotide messenger RNA. RefSeq lists its product as hypothetical. The coding region runs from base 1 to 723 and encodes 240 amino acids. Gene Ontology annotation, cellular component: nucleus. The record is from RefSeq and is a predicted model, not a curated record. The transcript has 2 exons. NCBI's taxonomy places the organism in Eukaryota, Bigyra, Opalinata, Blastocystidae.
AUGAACGAUAACAAGCAACAAUCUACGGCUGUUGAACUCGGAUUUUUGGUAUCUCCGGAAGACAACUGGCAUGUUUGGGAUUCUGCCAAAUUCGGAGGAAAGCCUUAUUGGCUCGUUCCAGAGCACAUCCCCGGAUGUGACGAUCUGAAGUGUCAAUUCUGCGGAAAGACGAUGUGCUUUAUGAUGCAACUGUAUAAUCCUUGCGAUGAUAACGAGAAUGCAUACCAUCGCAGUAUAUACAUUUUUGUAUGUAGAAAUCAGAAAUGUUUGGAGAAGGGAAGUGUCUGUGCGUGGAGAUGUCAGCUUCCACAGAAAAACCCAUAUUAUCCCGAGGAUGUCGAUUCUGUUGUCGAUGACAAGUAUUUUGACGCCUCUUGUAGCUAUAGUCCUCUCCAUUACGGAAAUCACCUGUGCUCUGUAUGUGGUAUCAAGGCAACGAGCAAAUGUGCCAAAUGUAACACCUACUACUGCAGCAGAGAUCAUCAGGUGGCAGCCUGGAAGAACGGACAUAAAGAAUCGUGCGGGAAAGACACGAGUGGUUCUCAAGGAGACAAAGACUCUGUGUGUCCUGGGGUUCAGUUUCCUCAUUGGGAAGUCGAAAUUUUCCCGGAGCCCGAGCCAACCAAGGAAGAAGUCCUCUCCGAACAAAAGGAAAAGGAGCGUUUGCAGGCCUUUUCCUCUCAAAAAGGCGAACUCCGUAGCUCUCUGCUCUCUACUUCAUGA